Trematosphaeria pertusa is the source of this 434-nucleotide messenger RNA. RefSeq lists its product as uncharacterized. The coding region runs from base 57 to 434 and encodes 125 amino acids. The transcript has 3 exons. The record is from RefSeq and is a predicted model, not a curated record. Lineage: Eukaryota; Fungi; Ascomycota; Dothideomycetes; Pleosporales; Trematosphaeriaceae.
GGAACAUCUCUCUAUCAAAUCACUAAAUUCCACAUCCCGCACUCCCUCCAGUCACUAUGAAGCCCACCGCCGCGAUCCUCUCCCUGGCUUUCGCCAUCUCCGGCCUCGCCGCCCCUGCCCCCGAUGCCCACAACAGCCUCUUCGCCCGCGAGCCCUCUAACGUCCUCCUCUGCAAGAACACAGACUGUGCGGGCCCAAACGCCGACCAGUUUGAUCUCGGCAUCAACACUGGCAUAUGCAGCAACGUCCCCGCCAAUUUCUUGGGAACUAUUUCUGCGAUUGCGCCAAAUGGCAUCUUGAACUGCUCCCUCUUCGCCGGCGCUGACUGCACAGGCGCUUCGCCGCCUGUGGUCACUGGGCGCGUUAACGACCUCGGAGCGGCGCCGUAUAAUUUCAAUGAUAGGACGGCGUCUUUGCUCUGCAAUCGCAAGUAG